CGGGCUGCGCUGGACGCGGCCAUGAAGAAACGGAGAGGCAGCCGGAGGAUCCCUGGCGCGGGUUAGAGCCCGUAACGGACACGGAAUCGGGAAAGCGCCACUCGGGAAUGGCGGGCCCUGCCGCCGCCGCUGCUGCUGGCGGCCGGGGGACAUCGCUGCGCUUCUGGCGGGCCUUGGUGGUGCUGUGGGGUUGCUGCUCGGACAGCGUGUGUCGGGGCGGCCCUGGGGUCAACGUCUACCUGAGCGUGGAGGAGACACGGCGGCUGAUCGGUCUUGAUGCUGAGUUGUAUUAUGUACGGAACGAUGUUGUCAGUUAUUACGCACUUCCUUUCAAGUUACUUGUACCCGGGGAGACCAACAGCCUUCAUUUCACUUGGCAUGCAAAAUCCAAGGUUGAAUACAAGUUGGGCUUUCAGGUGGACAACCCAGCAGUCAUGGAUAUGCCUCAAGCUAAUAUCUCUGCACAAGGAGAGAUUCCACACAAAGAAUCAGUAUUUAGAGUGGACCUGUUAUGCACAGGAACAUUUGAUUCAGAGGUGGCCAUGGAAAUGCAGCUUAACUUGACUGUUAAUUCCUCAAAGAACAUCACAGUCCUGAACUUCAAAAGGAGGAAAAUCUGUUUCAAAAAACCUGAACCGGAAGAAAAAUCUCCUAUUUACCCAGGCAAAAACAGCAGCAAAGAUGGACGAACUGCUUUUGAUGCUGUUCACACAGCACCCACUACCUCUACCCGUGUGUUCUACAUCAGCGUUGGAGUAUGUUGUGCUGUCAUAUUCUUGGUGGCAAUUAUACUGGCUGUUCUUCACCUGCACAGUAUGAAAAGAGUGGAACUCAGUGAUAGUAUGAGUGAGAGUGGAAGCUCUCAGGGCCUGUCACAACCUUCCACGCAGACCACGCAGUAUCUGAGAGCUGAUACACCCAACAAUGCAACACCUGUCACUAGAAGUGAUCUGAAGGAACUUCCUGGGUGCAAUCCUGAAGAAGAAAGGCAAAAUGGUGUCACCCAAGCUUCCAAAAAGUCAGGUUACCCAACACUGCGGAUAGAAAAGAAUGAUCUCAAAAGUGUUACACUGGCAGAAGCAAAGGCCAGAGUAAAAGACAUUGCAAUUUCCAGAGAAAGAGUCACUUUCAAAGAUGUUCUUCAGGAAGGUACCUUUGGCCGAAUCUUCCAUGGGGUUUUAGUUGAUGAGAAAGAUCCAAAUAAAGAGAAGAAUGUUUUCAUUAAAACAGUAAAAGACCAUGCUUCAGAAGUGCAAGUGACUAUGAUGUUGACAGAGAGCUGCAAACUGCGUGGACUUCAUCACAGAAACCUGCUACCUAUCAAUCAUGUUUGCAUAGAAGAUGGGGAGAGGCCUAUUGUACUGCUGCCCUAUCUCAACUGGGGGAACCUGAAACUCUUCCUUCGACAGUGCAAGCUUGCUGAGGCCAACAAUCCUCAGGCAAUAUCUCAGCAGGACCUUGUACAUAUGGCCAUUCAGAUUGCCUGUGGAAUGAGUUACCUAGCCAGGAGAGAAGUUAUUCAUAAAGACUUGGCGACAAGAAAUUGUGUAAUUGACGAUAGCCUUCAGGUAAAGAUUACAGACAAUGCGCUCUCCAGAGAUCUCUUCCCUAUGGACUACCACUGCUUGGGAGACAAUGAGAAUAGACCUGUUCGGUGGAUGGCACUUGAAAGUCUUGUCAACAAUGAGUUUUCUAGUGCAAGUGAUGUGUGGGCAUUUGGAGUUACAUUGUGGGAGCUCAUGACAUUGGGACAGACUCCAUAUGUUGACAUUGAUCCUUUUGAGAUGGCUGCUUAUCUUAAGGAUGGAUACAGAAUAGCCCAGCCAAUCAACUGUCCAGAUGAACUAUUUGCAGUGAUGGCCUGCUGUUGGGCCUUGGAUCGUGAUGAGAGACCAAAGUUCCAGCAGCUAGUGCAGUGCCUGACUGAAUUUCAUGCUGCCUUAGGGGCCUAUGUCUGAACUGAGGUCCAUUCACAAAUGAAAUCUUCAACACUAAGCAGAAUUAAAAUAAGAAACAAAGAAAAUCGGGGGAAAUAUUUCUUCUGAAGCAGAGUGCCUUGAAAUUCUUUCUUAGUUUUGUUUUGUAAAAUAUCGUGAUAAUGUGAGUUUUGGUAUUUCAUAAUACAGCAUCAUGUUUACUGAAUGAAUACAUUUUUACUAAGCUCCAUAUUGGGGUGAGGUUUCUGGAGCAGCCAAAUUUAUUAGACCAACAUCAGUUUUGAACUUGGACGCUCAUUUCUUAGCUCCUAUUACCUAUAUUCCAUGGGAGCCAGAUUUUAAAAAUUGUUUAUGAAACACAUUGUGACAUGAUUUUUGAAUGACUGUGCUGCUGCUUAUCUACACCAUAGCACCAUUUCCCAAAUGGUUCACUGCUUCACAAAGCUUUGGUUCAUUUUCAGAAGUAACCAAAAUCCAGGUCCAUUCCUAUGCCUUGUGUAAUUCUUAAGCCUCUUGCACUUUGAAGCAUGCAGGCUUUUCCCCAUCAUGCAGCAGAUAGUUGGACUAGAGAAGGCACAUACAGAUUUUUAAAAAUUUUGUCUGAAAACACGGUAGGUAGGGUAUGUUUUACAUUUAUCACUUGCUGUUGCCAUGGUAAAGUUUAAUCCAUCACAAUGUGGCAUUCCACUGAUAUACUUCAUUGACCAGUAUGGGAGCUUUCUGUUCUUUGGUACGAGGUGGUUGGGAUAACUAGGUUAAGACUUUCCUUUGUAAAUCAAAAUCUUGUAUAUACUUUUGAACAAUUUAAUUGUUUGUUAGUUUUAGUUGUCAUCUUGUGUUCAUCUUUGUACAAUUUCAUCUUUGUAAAAUGCAGAGGAUAUGAUAAUAAAGCCGAAAAAUAUUUCUGAA
This is a messenger RNA of Hemiscyllium ocellatum (epaulette shark), 2846 nucleotides long. RefSeq names its product receptor like tyrosine kinase (gene ryk). The transcript is spliced from 16 exons. Bases 108 to 1958 code for a protein of 616 amino acids. Gene Ontology annotation, cellular component: signaling receptor complex. Gene Ontology annotation, biological process: protein phosphorylation; positive regulation of kinase activity; axonogenesis. NCBI's taxonomy places the organism in Eukaryota, Metazoa, Chordata, Chondrichthyes, Orectolobiformes, Hemiscylliidae. Gene Ontology annotation, molecular function: protein kinase activity; ATP binding. The record is from RefSeq and is a predicted model, not a curated record.